Molecule: messenger RNA, 3254 nt
Organism: Osmia lignaria (orchard mason bee)
Lineage: Eukaryota; Metazoa; Arthropoda; Insecta; Hymenoptera; Megachilidae
Source: RefSeq, a predicted model, not a curated record
AACAAUUAGUGGAUAAACGUAUCUGUGAGAGGUUUGGACGCAACUGAUUACCUUCUGCAGUAACCGCGAUCAGUUUUAUCCGCGCAAUAAUGUCAAAAUGUAAAUCGAUUCAUAGACGUGGGAAGAUGAUUAACCUUGAUACGACGUACGGACUUGACGAGAAUCCCCCCGAUGAGUUUAUUGCCAAAAUGAUUAGUUAUAAUACUGGCGCGCUUCCGCUUUUGAGUCAUUCGAUCGAUUAAGCCAGAAGAUAUUUGGCCAGGUUCCUACGGUGUCUAAUCAAUAAGGCAUCGCAUUAUCUUUUUACUUGAAUCAAUUGAUCAAUAUACUACGUAACACAGAAUGCAUUUGCUUGUGAUCUGAAUUAUCUACUUACUAAAGAAAUAGUAAAAAUAUUCUUUGCACGGUACAGCUACAAUUGAACGCAUCCUGGAAAACACUGUGGAACCCUUUCCUUCGUAUUCUGUAGAAACAACACUCGCCAGACUGAACUACUUCGAAAGACUUUGCAUUUUACAAAAUAGAGCAAUAAUUUUAGAAAUUCGCAAUUGAACCGUCCUCCCUAGAAUUUUCUUUACAACUUCGCAGCUGACGUAGAACCGUAAGGGUGCUCGAUGACAUAUAGUUAAGCAAUUACGGUUCAAUAAAAUAUGAGUCAAAAAGCACGAUGCUAUGACAGAAUGAUAGCGAUAAGAUCAACAGCUCUUUCUCGACCUGUUCGAGCAUUCAGUAAAAAUAAUGACAUCGAAGAACAAAGACUUUGUUAUCGCGAUGAGACCGUUCAAGAUUCUCUCCUGGUCUAUGGGCAUUUGGCCUCUUCAAGUUUACAAUUCGUUCGCUUUUAUACGUUACAUUUUCGUGGUCGGCCUUUUGAAAUGUAUCUGGAUGGAAGCGACGCCGAAGCGAAUCUGGAUGCUUUAAUGAUGACCGGAUGUAGUGUUUUAGCAGUGUCGAAGGUGAUAUGUUUCCGACUCUACUCUUCGAGAUUGAUCAUCAAUUUUUCCUCGGCUGCGAAAGAUUACAACGAGCUCGACAACGACAACUAUGACGACAAUAAGAAACGAACGAUCAUGCGACGACACGCGUACUUGGCCAAAGUAACGCUUAUCAGUCUGGUACUUUCCGCAAAUUUCUGUGCAGCUAUCUUUGCCAUUUUGCCUGUAUUGCUAAGUAACGAAGAGGAGAGCAACGUGACCGUGGAAGAUACGGUGAAAUACCCUAUGCCUUCGGCACACGUUAUAGAACUGGUCAAGUUUCCAGAGAGUUUGCAACUGAUAAUUUUCAUUAUGGAAUUCUUAAUGUUGGUGGUCACCACUAUCGGAAACCAAGGCAGCGAUGGUCUUUUCUUUGGUAUCGUUUUUCACCUGUGCGGUCAAGCAGAGAUACUGAAAAUAAAGUUUAACAAAGCGAUCGACGACAGUGAUAGAGAUGCAGAAAAUUUACACUUGUUAAUCAACAGACACGAUUAUUUAUUGAAAUUGAGCGUGAUGCUGAACGAUACAAUCAGUUUGGUUUUGGCUAUGCAACUGUUAGUCAGUUGUAUACUUAUUUGUACGUGCGGAUUUCAGUUCAUUCUCGCGCUGCACGAUGGAAAUGUUGUGAUGGUGAUAAAAACGUUCAUCAUACUGAGCACUUUGAUGAUACAACUGUUCGCGUACAGUUACUUGGGUAAUUACUUGAAAUGCCAAAUGGAUGAUAUAGGAUACUCUUCGUACAAUUGCAGCUGGUACAACCUUCCAACAAACGUGGCCAUGGUUAUUGUAAUCGUGAUCCUAAAAGCUCAGAAACCGGUUCAUCUAAUGGCUGGAAAGUUCUUCGUCGUCAAUCUGGAGGGUUUUAUGAGCAUUCUGAAGACUUCGAUGUCAUAUUUGUCGGUACUCCGCGUAAUGAUAAACACAAAAGAUAGCGAUAAGAUCAACAGACUGUUUCUCGACCUGUUCGAGCAUUCAGUAAAAAUGCGGACAUCGAAGAACAAAGACUUCGCUUACGCGAUGAGACCGUUCAAGAUUCUCUCCUGGUCUAUGGGCAUUUGGCCUCUUCAAGUUUACAAUUCGUUCGCCUUUAUACGUUACCUUUUCGUGGUCGGCAUUUUGUUAUUAAUGGUAGUGAUCCUGAACACUGAAAUGUAUCUGGAUGGAAGCGAUGCCGAAGCGAAUCUGGAUGCUUUAAUGAUGUCCGGAUGCGGUAUUUUAGCAAUGUCGAAGGUGACGUGUUUCCGUAUUUACUCUUCGAGAUUGAUCAUCAAUUUUUCUUCGGCUGCGAAAGAUUACAACGAGCUCGACAACGACGACGACAACGACAAUGAGAAACGAACGAUCAUGCGACGACACGCGUACAUGGCAAAAGCAACGCUUAUCAGUAUGGUAUUUUCCGCAAAUUUCUGUGCAGCUAUCUUUGCCAUUUUGCCUGUAUUGCUAAGUAACGAAGAGGAGAGCAACGUGACCGUGAAAGAUACAGUGUCAUACCCUAUGCCUUCGGCACACGUUAUAGAGUUGGUAAAGUUUCCAGAGAGUCUACAACUGAUCGUUUUCUUUAUGGAAUUCUUGAUGUUGGUGGUCACCAGUAUGGGAAACCUUGGCAGCGAUGCAUUUUUCUUCGGUAUCGUUUUUCACCUGUGCGGUCAAGUGGAGAUACUGAAAAUAAAGUUUAGCAGAGCGAUCGACGAUAAUGGUAGAGGUGCAGAAAAUUUACACUUGUUAAUCAACAGGCACGAUUAUUUAUUGAAAUUAAGCGUGAUGCUGAACGAUACAAUUAGUUUGGUUUUGGCUAUGCAACUGUUAUCCAGUUGUAUACUUAUUUGUACGUGCGGAUUUCAGUUUAUUCUCGCGCUGCACGAUGGAAAUGUUGUGAUGGUGAUAAAAACGUUCAUUAUACUGAGCACUUUGAUGAUACAACUGUUCGGGUACAGUUACGUGGGUAAUUACUUGAAGUGUCAAAUGGAUGAAAUCGGAUAUUCUUCGUACAAUUGCAGCUGGUACAAACUUCCAACAAACGUGGCCAAGGAUAUUGUGAUCGUGAUCCUAAAUGCUCAGAAACCGGUUCAUCUAAUGGCUGGAAAGUUCUUCGUCGUCAAUCUGGAGGGUUUUAUGAGCAUUCUGAAGACCUCGAUGUCGUAUCUCUCGGUUCUACGCGUAAUGAUUAACGCAUGAUUCAUCUAUACUAGUUAUCGCUAUAGUUUUAGCGCUAGGAGUACCUAAUUUCUUUGAAAAAGGAAGGACGUAAAAUUAAUAAAGUAAACGUUGAUUCUUGUCUAA